Messenger RNA from Rhagoletis pomonella (apple maggot), 2413 nucleotides. Its product is annotated as basic salivary proline-rich protein 2. The transcript is spliced from 8 exons. The record is from RefSeq and is a predicted model, not a curated record. Bases 328 to 2094 code for a protein of 588 amino acids. Lineage: Eukaryota; Metazoa; Arthropoda; Insecta; Diptera; Tephritidae.
CAAGUACUGAAAAUCAGUGUUGUGCGUCCGUGUCGCAGUUUUAUAAUCCAUUGUUGGAAUAAAAAAAUCGCUAUCGUUGAGAAAAGUUGUGAAAACGUGUAUUUAAAACCUUUUUUGUGUCAGUGCUUAAGUGCGCGUUAUUACUAAAAGCUUGAUUAAGUUGGUCUCCAACUUCGGUUUUACGCGCGUAACGUACGUUUUAAUCGUAAGGUUGAAUUUUGACCUUCGGAAUAUUCAUUCUUGCGAAUAUUGGCGAUCAAAUCGUAAUUCUCGUUGAUCUUCAUUCGCUCGCUUAUAUUAUACCGCUUUAAAUUAUCAUAUUACACCAUGUCGACUUCGCGCAGACGUGGAGAAAUUAAUCCUAAACUUCACAUGGAUAGGCAGCCUACUGUUGCCCGCAUUACAGAUCCAUCACUUCCGGCUGGAAAACGUCGAGAGAUCGAUAACGUCAUGAAAAAAGCUCGGGCAAACACCAAUGACUACUGGGAUAAAAAGUUGAUUGAGGUAGAAGAAAAAGAUCCCAACCGUUGGCGGCAUACCGGCUACAAGAAAAUGUAUAUACAAGGUGAAAGCAGUUCGGGAGAAAGUGAUCGCGAAGGGGGUUUUCGUUAUAAUUCGUCUACUGGAGGUCCAGUCGGGGGACCUGUUGGUGGUCCGCCACCGACUUCCGGUCGAUAUGGUCGUUCACGGUCACCGCGUUCGCGCAGUCGUUCACGUUUACGGAAAUCUCCGCCUAUGUCGCCACCUAUGCGUCGUCGCUCGCCACCUAUUGAGAUGGGAGGACGUCGGAUGUCCCCACCAUCCAUGGACAGCAUGCGCGGUCGUCCUCGUUCGCCACCACCACGUGGUGGUAUACCUCCGCGUUCCCCUUCGGAUUUGGGUCGCGGUCGUAUGCCGUUGGGCGGGGGUAGUAGCAGUGGAAACAAUCGACCGCGUUCUCCACCGGAGCCACCAAUGCGUCGGAAGCCGUCGCGUUCGCCGUUAGGUCGACGUCGGUCUCCACCUAAUAUUAGUCGCAGACGGUCGCCGCCACCGGUGGGACCAAAUAAACGGGGGCAAAUAUUACCACGAUCAAAGCGCCCUCCGUCUCCUCCGCCGAGAAGUUCUUGCCGUUCGCGAUCAAACAGCUCUGUAAGUAGUUGUUCCGAUGAUUCUUGCUCUGUUUGUUCUCCAAAACACCACCAUAGAUCACGAUCUCAUUCGUUGCCGCGUUCGCGUAUACCAGGUGGUCCCCGUUCUCCGCCGCCAAAAUCUUCUUCACGUUCGUUGCAAUACCGUGGAGGUCAACCACCUCCAAGCGGCCACACUUCGUCGCGUAUGCACGCUCGUCCGACUACUCCACCACCUCCGAACGUGCGUUCUGUAGAUAAGUAUCGCGGAGAAAAAGUUCGUCGGUAUAGUCAUGACCGUAGUAUUGAUCGUGUACCGUCAGAUGGACGUCUGAAACUUGUACGUUCAGGUCGACAUUCGCCCACUGAGGAUCCACGUGUCAAAAAUCGUCCGCCAGAGCCCCCAGAGCCUGCUUCGUCUUCUUCGACAACUUCGGCCGUUGCCAAGAAAAAGAAAAAAGACCGAGAACUGCGUACGCGCAUUAAAAUAGAAGGAGAAAAAAGAAAGAAGCAUUCGUCAUCGGAAUCAGAUGAUUCGGGGGGCUCGGAUAGUGACAGUUCGUUGCCUACUUUUAUUGCUGCCACUGGCUUAACACUAUCCGAACGUUUCGGUAAAAUGGCACAGUGGAGUAUUGAUCGUAGUAACAUGGAAAAUAUGCGCAUUACCAAAGAUUCCACCGGGGGAGCUUUAAAAGUUAUGAUUGAAGAGGGACUCGGCUCUCCGCCGCGCCGUUAUUCGUAUUCGCCAGCACCGGCUGGUCAUUUUCCGGAAGAACUUGCAACAACAGCACCGUCGGGUAUGCUGUCGUGGGAUGAUGUACGCGUCCGUUAUGAAUAUUACAAAAGCCGCGGAUAUUUGCGCGAUUUAGACUUAAAGGAUUACAUAAAGUGGGAAGAGUGGUGGUACAAAUACCAAGAAUGGUUGAAACAAGAACGCUAUUAUGAGUAUUGGGAACGCCAGCAAUUAGCUCGUCGUCGACAUUAAGAAGUUGUUUUAGAACUUGUUACGUGCACACGAUUACGCAUAAAUCAUCAUAAACAGAUGGUAACUUGAAUGACGAAGUUGCUUUUCAUUGUGGUGUCAUCUGCGUUUUUCUCAUUUACUUACAUUGUACAUUUAAAAUGUAUAAAAACCUAAUAUAUACGUAAGUAACUUGCAGAAAUAUUGAAGCCAUCAGUACACAGUUUCAGUAAUAAGCCUCUGACUACGCUGAAGUUUUUGCUUUGACGUAAUGAUUAUUAUGUAUGUAUUUGUAUGUAUAUUAUAAACAGUAUAACUUUAAUAAAUCAUAAAAAAUCCUUAA